AUGGCGGUGUCGCGGGCGGAGAUGGAGGGCCUAUUGAAGGAGCAGCUGGUGGAGGAGGUGCUGAGGCUGUCCGCCCUGGUGGAAGAGCGCGAGAGGCACCAGAAGCAGGAAGUGGAUUUCCAGCGGGAUCUACUCAAGUCAGUGGGACAAUCUAUCAUAGUCACGGAUCUAGAGGGCCACAUCACUUAUUGGAACCGCGCAGCAACGGAGAUAUACGGGUGGGAGCCGGAGGAGGUGCUGGGGCGGCUGGUGUUCGAGGUGCUGGCGCUGCCCGCGGAGGACAUGAGCGAGUGCGGCGUGCAGAUCUUUGCCGCGCUCUCCCACGGCGACAAGUGGUCGGGCGAGUGGUCUGUGCGCACCAAGGCCGGCAACAUCAUUGAAAUCAUGGUCAUGCCGUGGUGCCAUGUGUUCGCCCUCCCUCGCCCUCCCUCGUCCUCCCUCUCCCUCGCCUCUCUCUCACCUUUCCCUCCUGCUUCCCUCCCCUCCCUCCCCUCUCCGUCCCCUCUCCCUCCCUUCUCCCUCCCCUCUCCCUCCCCUCUCUCUCCCCUCUCCCUUCCCUCUCCCUCUCCUCUCCCUUCCGUCUCCCUCUCCUCUUACCUCCCGCGCCUUGCACUCCCCUCCCCCUCGCUCUCCUCCCCCCCUCUCGCCCCUCCGCAGGUGGUGGACACGCCAGUGAUGGACGAGGCGAACCAGCUGGUGGGGGUGAUCGGCGUGAGCACGGAUAUCAGCGAGCUCAAGCGCAAGGAGGCCGAGAUCCUGCGCCUGAACGCGGAGCUGGAGCAGCGCGUGGCGGAGCGCACGCAGCAGCUGCAAGAGAGCAACCGCCUGCUGCAGGAGGAGGUGCAGGAGCACCUGCGCGCACGCGAGCACCUGCACCGCGUCGCACGGGACAUGGAGGCGUCGCGGUCCAAGAUACUGGAGCAGGCGAACCGGCUGGAGAAGCUCGUGGUGGACCUCCGAGCCGCCCGCCUCGAGGCCGAGUCCGCCAGCCGCCUCAAGAGCCACUUUCUUUCCGCCCACACCCCCCUCACCAUCCUUAUCACCCUGCAUGACUCCCUCUACUCCACCUUCCUCCACCCUCUCAUCCCCUCCUCCGCCCCACUCAACCCCUCUUUCCCCCUCCUCUCCCCACCACUCCACCCUCUCCCUUCCUCACUUACCCCCCCCACCCCGUCCGCUUCCACACCGCCUCCUCCCUCACUCCCUCCCUCCUCUCCCCCCCUCCCCUCCCACCAGGCGUGCAUGAGCCAUGAAAUCCGCACACCCAUGAACGCGGUCAUCGGUAUGACGAACCUCAUCCUCUCAACGCCACUCACGGACGAGCAGCAGCAGUACGUGCACACCAUCCGCACGAGCGGCGACGCGCUGCUGGCAAUCAUCGACGACAUCCUCGACUUCAGCAAGAUCGAGGCGGGGGAACUCGCGCUCGAGCGCUGCCCCUUCUCCCUCAUGAUGUGCCUCGAAGAGGCCGAGGCCGUUGACAUGUUCGCUGUGAGUCGCAUGCCAUCUUGUGCCCUCCUAUGCCCUCCUGCCCCCUCCUGUGCCCUCCUGCCCCCUCCUGCGCCCGCAUGCCCCCAUUCCCUCAUGCGCUCAUGCCCGCCCACCUUCCCCCCCACCUUUCCCCCCCACCUCACCUUCCCCCUCACCUUCCACCUCUCCCCCCGUCCGCCUUUCGCUUCCCCCCCUUGGCAGCUGAAGGCGCUGGACAAGCGGCUGGAGCUGGUGUCGUUUGCAGACCCCUCCGUGCCUCCCAUCGCCCAGACCGACCCCGCUCGCGUCCGACAGGUGUGCUGCACUGUGAAGCUUUCACCCUACCUCUACACCUCCUCCUCUCUCCUCUCAGACUCAGCCCUCCCAAGCCACGAGCUACACGUAACAGUCACAGACACAGGCAUCGGUAUCCCUCCUGAUCGCAUGUCUCGCCUCUUCCGACCGUUCAGUCAGGGGGAUGCAAGCACUACGCGCAGGUUUGGGGGCACGGGGCUGGGCCUGGUGAUUUCGAAGGAGCUGGCGGAGCUGCUGGGAGGGCGCAUGUGGGUAGAGAGUGCAGGGGAGGAUAGAGGGUCCACGUUCCAUUUCACUAUUGCCCUCUAUCCCCCGCCGCCCACAGAGCCUGUAUUAGCAACGCCUGCCCCCGUUGCUGCUGCUGCUCCUACUCCAGCUCCUGCUCCUGCUGCUGCUCCUCCCCCUCCUCCUCCUGCUGCUGCUGCUGCUGCUACUCCUGCUCCAUGUAGUGCUACAGCUACAGCUACUGUCACAGCCCUCCCGUUGUCUGCCUCACAGCCAUCCCUACCAUCCCAUCUUCUUCCUCCUUCACCCACACCUGCCACAGCAGCUAUAGCCCCAAGCUCUGCUGCCAUGAGCAGUGGUAUCACCACCACCAUCGCCACGACCACCACCAGCACUUCCGCUCCUGCUGCUGCUGUUCCUCCAGGUGUCACGCUGGCAGGAGGCAGCACUGGUGCGGUUGCGGCUGCUGGUGCAGCUGGGGCGGACAGACGAGGUGUAGGGGGGGCUUGGGGAGGGCGAGGUCUGGGAGGGGACAGAGGAUUGAGAGGAGUAGGUUCAGCAGCAGGAGCUGCAGCAACGGCGGCAGCAGCAGGGGCGGUGGCGGAGAUAGGGUCACAUGCGAGGGUGGAAGCAGAGUGGGAGCAGCGGCAGAAGCUGCGGUCGUCCCUGUACCGGCAGCGGUUGAUGGAGAGUGCUGUGCUGGUUCCUGGCGCUGCAGCACAGGGCAGCGCUGCGGAUGGCGGGGUGGGGAACUGGGAGGUGGAGGAGGGUGCGAUUGCAGGGAUGAAUGCAGGGGUGGGGCGAGCACGAGAUGUGGGGAUAAGUACAGGGGUAAGGGAAGGAGUGGGGGCAGGGGCAGCGGAAGGGGCAGGGACAAGGGAAGGGGUGGGGGCAGGGGCAAGAGAGAGCGAGCAGGGUGGGGUUGUUGAUGGCAAGGCAGGGGAGGUGGUGGGGGGAGAGAGGCGGGGUAGCAAGAGGCCUAGGGAGGUCAGUGAAGAAGGCGGGAGGGGAGAGGAUGAUGGAGGGGCAACGCGAAGGCCAGUGGGGGAGAGUGAAAGGGUAGUGGGGGGAGUGGUGGGGAGAGAAUCCGGCCACCCCACAGACGCCUGCACACACGCCCUCACAGACACACCACCAACCUCCCCUGCGCUUUCCCCUCGGGAUUCCCUCCGCGGGGAGCACGUGAUGGACCCUGCAGUCAACCCCGCCGCCGUCGUGACUCUUCGCCCUAUCCGUGCAGUGCAGGGCCGCACAGCCCUGGUAGUGGAUGAUAGUGCGGCAGUGCGUGCCAUGGUAUCAGCGCACCUGCAGGCGCUGGGGUUUGCAACGAGGGAGCUGACGAGUGGGGAGCAGCUGCUGGAGGAGGUUGCUGCCUGCGAUGUCACCCGCGCACCCAGCCUCUUGGUCAUUGAUACUGAGAUGCCGGGAAUGGACGGGCUGACAGCGGUGAACCAGCUCAGCGCCUUGCCACAGGCAGAAGGGCUGCGCGUGCUGCUGCUCUGCCCCUACGGCACCGCCAACCAGGUGCGCGUGACGGCCCCCAGCAUCAGCAUGGCAGCACUAACCAAGCCCCUGCGCCAGUCCCUCUUCACCCGUGCUCUGCUCCUCGCCUUCCCUCCCCUCGCUACGCCUCCAUCUCCAUCUCCCCUCACUCACCCGCACCAACCGGCAGCUGCUUCCCCAACCACCACUCCUACCACCACUGCUCCUGCUCCUGCUCCUGCUGCGGCUGCAGCGUUCAACCACAGCAGAUCCAGCCAUCACAGUGCCAUGCCCCAGCCUUCCUCCGUGCCUCCUGCUUCUGCUUCCUCUGCUGUUCUGACAGCGGUUGCGAGUAGAACUGGCGGCGGCAAAGGUGGUGGUGGUGGUAAUGCCACACUCACCUCCUGUGGAGGUGACAGGUCGGAUGGCAGGACUGUCGCGGAUGCUGCUGCUGCUGCUGCUGCUGCUGCUGCUGCUGGUGCUGGUGGUGGUAGUGGCAGCAACGUGAGCAGCAUUGGUGUUCGAGUGGCAACGCGCAUGCUGAGCAACAUGGGGUACACGGUGGACCUGGCGGCCAAUGGGCUGGAGGCCGUCAAUGCCAUAGCCACCAAGACAUACGACCUCGUCUUCAUGGACAUUCAGAUGCCAGUGAUGGAUGGCAUAGAGGCAACACAGCGCAUCCACCUGCUAGCGCAGCAGGAGGGGCGAGUGCGGCCGCGCAUAGUGGCAAUGACAGCCAAUGUGUUGCACUCGGACCGGCAGCAGUGCCUCAAUGCAGGCAUGGAUGGGUUUCUCUCCAAGCCCAUCCGCGUUGCUGACCUCGUGGCUGUUGGCCUCAACAUCUCUCCCAGACCCGGCGUCGCGUCUCUCCGCUUCUGCAGCGAUGGUCGGAUUGUCGAGGCAUCGGACGACUCAGAUUCCACUCCCGCUAUCAUGAUUCGCACGAUAAUAAUCGGCAAGGCAGCGCUUGGCGCGGGCGCGGGCGCGUUGGUUUCUACAACGACCCUCCCAGUGGCGAUGAUGAACGGCGGCUUCUACAAGCGUUACGACGUGCGCGAAGUGCUGGGCGUGGGCGGGUACGGGGUGGUGCGCCGGUGCUGGGACAGGAAGUCGCGCACGGAGUUCGCGUGCAAGAGCAUCGCCAAGAGCAAGGCGCUGCGGUGCAGCAGCGGGUGGCUGGGGCGGAGCCGCUGCGCGCUGCGGCGGCAGGCGGAAGGCGCGAGCGGCGUGUGGAAAUGGCACACGGAAGUGGCGGCUCUGCUGCGACUGAGAGGUCAUCCGAACAUCGUGCAGCUGUACGGGGUGUGCGACGACGCGUACUCCUUGCACUUGCUCCUCGAGCUCUGCUCCGGCGGUGAGCUUCACGCCGCGCUUCACCGACACGCGUUGGAGGACUCUGUUGCCUCCACUAGUGGAGUGGACGUCACUCGGAAGGCUCGCGCGGGCCGCAAGCACAUGAUGAUAUUUCCUGACGCCAUCAGUUUAAGUGAUGAGUUCGAGGACGUGAUCGAGGAAGAGGAGGAUAUGGAGAACUUUAAAGCUCUGCCUGAGGCUGUUGCUCUUGGUAUCUUCUGGCAGCUGGUGUCAGCCGUGCAUUCGUGCCAUGCAUGCGGCAUCGUGCACUGCGACAUCAAAUUAGAGAAUAUCCUUCUGUCACAACCUGCUGCAUCAAGUGCUUCCGGAGGAUGCAUGAAAGGCCUGCGCCUAGACGAGCAGAUCCCCUUGGUGAAGCUCUGUGACUUUGGCUCUGCGCUCUGCCUCGACCAGGCCCAGCCUGGCAGCAUUCUGACAAGCUUUAGGAAGGCGGAUUGUUAUAGAGAGGCAACGAGCUUGCACAGCAUGUACUUCCAAGCCCCGGAGGAGGAGCUAUGGGCGAAGCAGGCUGAGCAGGAAGAGGAGGAAGCUGCUCAAGCGUCAAAGUCAACAACAGCUGGUGGUGCAGCCCCUCCGUCAUCAUCACCAGCAGCAGCAGCAGCAGCAGCAUCAGCACAAGGAGCAGGCGGUAGAAGCGGAAACAAACGAGCUCGUCAGCACCUGCAGUACGCAGUGAAUGCAUGUGUGCGCAUGAACACGCUGGGAUCCGCGUUUGCUUGCGGAGAGGCGUCCCCAGGCAUAGGGGCUCUACGAGUGAGGCACGAAGGGCAGCUGCUGACAGUGACAGGCACGGUUGUGCGCACAGGGACCGUACAGAUGCUGGAAGGGCUGCGUGCAUUCACCUGCACCACAUGCAAGAGAACAUUUACAUGCUCGCCAGAACCAGAGGAGGGCUACGCAGUGGAGGUGCCAUCUGCCUGUCCGUAUGUUGACAGCAAGCGGCGCAAGCGGUGCAAGGGGCGCGUGUUUGUGCCAGCUGACAGUCAGCGCAGCAACAACAACAGCAGCGGCGUAGCUGGUGCGGGGCGUGGCGCAUGCAUGGACUUCCAGGAGGUGAAGCUGCAGGAGCACGUGCACGACCUGCCUGCAGGGCGCCUGCCCCGCUCCGUGCGGGUCGUGCUGUCCAAAGACCUCGUUGACACUGUGCUGCCUGGUGAGGAUGUGGUGGUGGUGGGUGUGAUGGCUUGUCGUUGGCGCUCUGUUGCUCCUGGCGCCCGUUGCCUGCUUGAGCCCAUCCUGUGCGCCAACAACCUCUGCAGGAGCAAUGCUCAGGAGUUGGAGGAGCAGGGAGAGGAGGAGGAGGGGGAAUUUGAGGAUUUCUGGUGUGCCCAUGCCAGCAAUCCCCUUGCAGGCAGAGACAUCAUCCUGCGUAGUAUCUGCCCCCAGGUGUACGGUCUUGCUGCUGUCAAGCUUGCAGUGGCGCUGAUGCUGAUAGGGGGAGUGCCGCACAUGGACCCCUCAGGCACCCGUGUGCGUGGGGAAAUGCACCUGCUGCUCGUUGGGGACCCAGGCACGGGCAAGUCCCAGUUUCUCAAGUACGCAUCGAGGCUGUGCCAUCGUGCUGUGCUCACCACUGGGCUAGGAAGCAGCUCUGCAGGCCUCACUGUCACUGCUGUCAAGGACGCAGGUCAGUGGAUGCUGGAGCCAGGCGCUCUUGUGCUGGCAGAUGGGGGGCUCUGCUGCAUCGAUGAAUUCAGCAGCAUUCAGAAGGAUGACCAAGCAGCGGUGCAUGAAGCCAUGGAGCAGCAGACAAUAAGCAUUGCUAAGGCUGGCAUAGUCACCACUCUACCUUCCCGUUGCAGUGUGUUCGCAGUCACAAAUCCCAAGGCCGCAUAUGACGCUGACACCUCGCUGGUGGUGAACACAGGGAUUGCCAGCCCCCUGCUGAGCCGCUUUGACCUCGUGUUACUGCUGCCCGACACCUCUGAGGCCUCGUGGAAUGAGCGCGUGGCUCAACACAUCCUUGCUGAGCACACUGUCGUCUCCUUGACUCCACCCACCGACCUCUGGUCAAUUCAAAAGCUUCGCAACUACAUCCGGCGUGUGCGGCAGUCGUUCUCCCCCAUGGUAUCAGAGGAGGCACAGGCUGUCAUCAGUGCCUACUAUCGCCAGCAGCGGCGGGACGCAGAGGACAACGCAGCGCGAACAACCCUCCGCAUGCUCGAAAGUUGCAUACGCAUAGCACAAGCGCAUGCAAGGCUCAUGUACCGCACGACAGUGCUGCGCCAGGAUGCAGUGGUGGCAGUCACAGCCAUGGAUGCUUCCAUGUCCACCUCACGCCUCUUCCCCUCCCAUGCCCCCACCAACGCUGCCUUCCCUGACGACCCUGCUGCUGCCUACUGUGACAUGGAAGCAAUAGUGCUGCAGCAGCUAGGCCUCUCAAACAUAGACUCUGACACGCCCACUCAGCCCCCCUUCUCGUCCACCCCUUCACCUGGAGUUCCCCCCAACACUCCCCUCACCGCCAACCAACACCACCCCAACGCUUACUCCAUUCCGCGUGCGACGGCACGGGUGGGGUUCACAUCAGGCCAAAGGCGCAAGGCCUCAGAAGCAGCAGCAGCAGCAGCAGCAGCAGCAGCAACACCCCCAGCAGCAGCAGCAGAGCCAGGGAUCCAGGCAGGAGCACGUAGGCACAGUGUGGGUGGGCCCAGGUUACAGCAGUGCUCGAGAGGGAGAGCCAAGUGGUCAGCACGGCGAGAGCAGGGUGAGGAUGAGGGAGGCUUGUAG
Molecule: messenger RNA, 7596 nt
Organism: Closterium sp. Naga37s-1
Lineage: Eukaryota; Viridiplantae; Streptophyta; Zygnematophyceae; Desmidiales; Closteriaceae
Source: the annotation of a GenBank genome assembly